CCUAGAGCUAGAACAUAAUAUAUAUUCGUUAGAACUUCCUUUUUGUCUUUAGGUCCACCGAAGCAUAUAUUAUCAGUUACGAGUUGCGACUCUUUUUAAGUCCACCGCCUGAACCACGUACCGAUAUGUUUCUAUCUCCUCUGUUCUUCUUUCUUAUCAGCUCACUUGGCAUAUAAGGCUCGAUUCAACAUCUGAUGAAAGAUGUCGAUUCAAUUCUGGUAUACUUAAUCAGACACUUAGAGAGAAAGGGGAGGAGACUAAACAGAUGGAUCAACACUCCAUAGACGUAGACAUACAAGUUUCAGUAGUGACAGAGAAGCUGAGUGAUCUACUAGCUCAGCAAGUGUUUGUUCACCCAAGACUAAGACGUGAAGUUAGAUGGGCCACCAAUGACCUCCAUGAAUAUUUAAGAAGGUUCAGAGACUCAGCUCAGAAACACAAAAUGGAUAAAGUGGUUCCCGAAUUUGAGUUGAGAGUUCUACAAGAUUGUUUUAUGGUGGACAAUAUUACUGAUAUUUUCCUCACCACAAGAACUAUGCAUUUUCAGAGACAAAAAGGUCUAAUGCGCCCUCUCAUCCGCUUCAGUUCAGUGUGGAGCCAAAAAUUCUUGAUGGAUGGGCUGAAAAAUAUCAGGCUUUCUUUUAUUGACUUUUGGAACAACUCCUUAGAGGAGCUCAGGCUCUCAACAUCUGGCCAUGACAUUGAAGAAAAUCUUUCAAGUGACACAACUUCUUGCUAUAGUAGUUCCCUCGACACUAGCUUAUUAUCAGGUGUUAUAGGUCUUGAGAAAGAAGAAGAGGCUCUAGUUGCUCAGAUGCUUCGGUCUGAUGAGCUUGGCUGUCAGCUUCGUGUCAUUUCAAUCGUCGGUAUAGUAGGCUGUGGGAAGACAACUCUGGCCAAGACCAUAUACAGUAGAAAAGAUAUAAAGGAGCAUUUCCAAGUCAAGGUUUGGAUUCAUGUGUCAAGAAGUUAUAGUGUUAGAGAUCUGUUGAUUGAUAUAUGCAAACAAGCUAUGAGUAUGAAUGAAGCAAAAGUUUUGUCAGAGGAAAACUAUUACAGUCUGAGAAAGGGUCUUACUACAAUUCUGGAAGAAAACAGAUAUUUGAUAGUCAUGGAUGAUGUCUGGUCAACUCACUUGUGGGAUGAAGUCAAACAUGUCUUCCCAGACACCAAAAGUGGUAGCAGAAUUUUGUUGACAACCUGUGAUAAUGAAGUGGCACGGGGUGGGAGUUCAUUGACCGAUCAGGGUGGUGAGUUUAUUCAGCUUAACCGGCUAAAUGACGAAGAUGUUUGGGCAUUGUUUUUGAAAAAUAUGAGAUGGAAUGAAGAUAGAUUUAACGAUUCGGAGUUGGCAUAUUUUAAGAACAAGGUUUUGAGAAAGUGUGAUGGUUCACCAUUAGCAGUCACUAGGCUUUGUAGUUUGUUACCAGCCAAGAGUUCUGACUACCAUGAACUGCUGAUAUUGAUUGAUGAUCAUGUAAGUUCAGGUGAUGAUCAAGGCCAUCAGUCUAGUUUCUCAUAUAGCUUGACUUUAAGCUAUCAAAACCUGCUUCCAAGGAUAAGACCAUGUUAUCUUUAUAUGGGGCUCUUUCCAAGAGCAUUUGAGAUCCCAAUUAGAAGAUUGUUUCGGCUAUGGAUUGCUGAGGGAUUGGUGAAACCGGAUUCGGGGUCUGCUCAAACACCUGAAGAUCUAGCAGAAGACUAUUUCAAAGAACUUGUCAAUAAAAACAUGAUAGAGGUAACAAGGAGAAAGUCUGAUGGACGCCCCAAGACUUGUCGAAUUCCAGGUAUUCUUUAUGAUGUAUUCUCAGCGAAAUCCAUGGCUCUUGGUCUUUUCUUUGUUCAUAAGUACACAGAUUAUACUUCAGUCACUUCGCCAAAGUUUCAUGUUCGUCGACUCGUGGAGUAUGUUGAUACGAAGAACUAUCCUUCUUCUGAUUUUUACAACCAACAUCUUCGUUCAUACAUAUCUUUCAAUACCAGGAGAAGAGAUACACCUGCACAUGAAGUAGGCAUCUUUCUUGAUAAGCUUACUGCUAAGCGUGGAUUCGGGUUGCUCAGAGUGCUCGAUCUAGAAGGUGUUUACAAGCCUAGGCUACCAGAGUCCCUUGGAAAACUCUUGCAGCUAAGAUAUCUUGGUUUGAGAUGGACUUUCUUAGAUUCACUCACUGAUUCAGUUGGUGGGCUUGUGUACUUGGAGACUUUGGAUGUCAAGCACACCAAUAUAACUACUUUGUCUACUUCGAUUUGGAAGGCCAAGAAUCUUAGACAUCUCUACAUGAAUGAGGUUCAUUUCGAUGUGUCAGUUCAGAAACGGCCUCGUGGCUCUCUAACCAACUUGCAGACCUUAUGGGGGCUGUCUGUAGGGAGCACAAGCCUUGUUGUGAAUUGGCUGAGCAAAUUGGUUGGCCUAAGAAAAUUGGGAUUGACAUGCCAUUCAACCAGAAUUCAGGCCAUAGCUGAUUGGAUUUCAAAACUUACUAAUCUUCAAUCUUUGAAAUUGAGAUCAAUUGAUGAAUUUGGUCAACCUUCAGAUCUCAAGUUGGCCAACAUGGCUCUGCACCACAAGCUCACUGACUUGUAUUUGCUUGGAGUUUUGCCAAAAUUAGCAGCUAAUGAAAUAUUUCAGUACCCACCAAACUUGAAAAUUCUUACUUUGUCUGGAUCGCAACUAGGCAAAGAAUCCAUAACAUUGCUAGGAAAACUUCCUCAUUUAAACAUCCUUAGGCUUUUUGGCAGCUCAUAUUCAAGUAGACAAAUGGAAUGUAUUUGUGGUGAUUUUGCAGAACUUGUUGUUCUGAAACUUUGGAUGCUUGAUGAGUUGGAGGAAUGGAAGAUAGAGAAAGGAGCAAUGCCCCAUCUUAGAGAAUUAGAGAUCAGACGCUGCCCAAAUCUGAAGCAUGUAGAGGGGCUAACGCACCUAACAACCUUGAAAGAUUUGACCUUAACAAAUAUGCCAUUGCAUUUUGUACAAAAUGUUAAGGCAAGCAUGGAUGAGGCUAUAUCUAUCACUGUAAAUGAGUGGAAGUUUUGAUCUAUGCAGUUUAAUCUUACCAUGCCCUCUCAAACAAUAAAUAAUUCAAAGUUGGGCCUUAUGAUCGGUUCUUUAUGUUUGAAUUCAUUUAUCAUGAAUGUAAGGGUGAUUUACAAGCUAACAUCAAAAUAAACAUGGUACUGUUUUGAUUUUUCCUUUA
Messenger RNA from Humulus lupulus (European hop), 3194 nucleotides. RefSeq names its product protein RECOGNITION OF PERONOSPORA PARASITICA 7-like. The transcript has 2 exons. The record is from RefSeq and is a predicted model, not a curated record. Gene Ontology annotation, molecular function: ADP binding. Lineage: Eukaryota; Viridiplantae; Streptophyta; Magnoliopsida; Rosales; Cannabaceae. Gene Ontology annotation, biological process: defense response to other organism. The coding region runs from base 266 to 3034 and encodes 922 amino acids.